GCCUACGCGGCCGGGCGGCUGGGCUCAGCGGCCCAGCCAUGUCCGCCGAGGAGAUGGUGCAGAUCAGCCUGGAAGGCCGUUGUUACCCGGUGAGCAAGAGCAAGCUGAUCGAACAGAGCGACUACUUCCGCGCGCUCUACCGCUCCGGCAUGCGCGAGGCCGUGCGGCCCGAGGCCGGCCCCGAGGUGCAGCAGCUGCGCGGCCUGAGCGCACCGGGCCUGCGGCUGGUGCUGGACUUCAUCAACGCGGGCGGAGCGCGCGAGGGCUGGGGCCUGGCCGAGGACGAGCUGGCCGAGGCCAGCGUGCUGGCCGAGCUGGUGGAGGCCGCGUCCUUCCUGCAGGUCACGGCGCUGCUCCGCCUGCUGCUGUCGCAUGUGCGUCUGGGCAACUGCUUGGAGCUGUACCGCCUGGCUCAGGUGUACGGGCUGCCCGACCUGCAGGACGCCUGCCUGCGCUUCAUGGCCCUGCGCUUCCACCAGGUGCUGUGCCAGCCGCACUUCCCGCUGCUGCUGUCGCCGCCGCCGGGUCCCGGGGACUGCAGCCUGAAGCAGAGGCUGAGGGAGGACCGCAUGCGCGGGACCCCGGUCCUGGUGGCCCUGGGGGACUUCCUCGGGGGACCCCUGGCCCCGCAUCCCUACCAGGGGGAACCCCCGUCCAUGCUUAGGUACGAGGAGAGCACGGAACGCUGGUUCCCGCUGGCCAACAACCUGCCCCCUGACCUGGUGAACGUCAGGGGCUAUGGCUCAGCCAUCUUGGACAACUACCUCUUCAUCGUGGGCGGGUACAGGAUCACCAGCCAGGAGAUCUCGGCCGCACACUCCUACAACCCCACCACCAACGAGUGGCUGCAGGUGGCCUCCAUGAACCAGAAGCGCUCUAACUUCAAGCUUGUGGCCGUCAGUUCGAAGCUCUACGCCAUCGGCGGGCAGGCGGUGUCCAACGUGGAGUGCUACAAUCCUGAGCAGGAUGCGUGGAAUUUUGUGGCUCCCCUGCCAAAUCCUCUGGCUGAGUUCUCUGCCUGCGAGUGCAAGGGGAAGAUUUAUGUCAUUGGCGGCUACACCACCCGAGAUCGGAACAUAAACAUCCUGCAGUACUGCCCCUCCUCUGACCUCUGGACACUCUUUGAGACCUGCGACGUCCACAUCCGCAAGCAGCAGAUGGUGUCCGUGGAGGAGACCAUCUACAUGGUGGGUGGGUGUCUCCACGAGCUGGGGCCCAACCGCAGGAGCAGCCAGAGUGAGGACAUGCUCACCGUGCAGUCCUACAACACGGUCACCCGGCAGUGGCUCUACCUGAAAGAGAACACGUCCAAGUCGGGCCUGAACUUGACCUGUGCCCUGCACAACGACGGCAUCUACAUCAUGAGCAGGGAUGUCACCCUGUCCACCAGCUUGGAGCACCGGGUGUUUCUCAAGUACAACAUCUUCGCUGACAGCUGGGAGGCCUUCCGGCGGUUCCCAGCCUUUGGGCAUAACUUGCUGAUUUCCUCUCUCUAUCUACCCAACAAAACAGAGACCUGAGUGAUUUAACAGUAUUAGAAGAACGAUCUGGUUCAAGAGGGGAGGAGAGGAACCCUCUGACAUUCUGAUUCCCGAAGGGCACAGCAGACUAACAUAGGCCAUGUAUGUCAGAGGCUUGGCUGGCUGUAAAUAAGCUAACUUGAGAACUUGGGGGAAGGACACCAACUUUAUCCCUUCUAGGCUGUUUUACACGUCAUGGGAACAAAUGUCAUAAGUAUUCUUCCAAACCUAACAGUCUUGGGCCAACGACCAAAACUCAGCAUUAGAAAGUAGACAGCCAGGGUCUGCCCCGCAAGGGCUGAGGCAGUAUCUGACACAAUAGAGUAUUUAGAUGGCUUUUUUUUCUGUGUUCCCCCCUCUGGGGGUGGAACCCAGGGCCUCAUGUUAGUCCCGUAAAGAUGACUUUAAAAAAAAAUGCUAUUUCUUUAGGUUACCUGAGAUGUCAGGAGUAGGGGAUUUUCCUCUUUCAUGUUCAAGUUUUUUUUUUGUUUGUUUGGUUUUUUUUUUUGACAAGCGUUAGGAACCACCUCCUCACCCCUCCCAUCUCUUGUCGCCCAGCUUCUCUGGCCAGGCGCCUUAUUGUAUAUGUGUUUCAGGGACCCUACAGGUGUGUCCAGCCUUUUGACAUUUAGGAAUUGCAUUACCAUUUAUAAAGUUUGUGUACAAUUGAGUUACCUUUAAAAAAAAAAAACCUUAAUGUUUUAAGUAAGGUCCUGAUGUUGAGUUAGCUAGAGUUAUAGCUAUCCUCAGGGGCCCACAAGUUGUGACUGCCUUGCGUGCGGCAAUGGUAGAGCCAGACCGCAGAGAAUCCGCACACGCAGCUGGUCCCUCCACACACUUGGAUGAGCACACACUAGCUACUUCUCCAGUCUGUCUGCAGUUGAGAAGGCUGCACAAGCAGGCUGGUCAGCCUCUUCGGCUGUGUGUGGCAAAUGCAGGCCUGUGUGGGCCACGGACCCUGCGUUGUGAGGUCUUUGUUUUUAGAAGAUUGCUCUUAACAUUUUAUAAAUGGAGCCUUAAAUGAGGGAGUGCCGCAUAAGGGAAACACGCCUUUAUGAGUUAUUUUUAUUGAAUGUAUUGACUUAGAUCUUGUUUCAAGAUUUAAAAUUUAAAAACAAACAGACAACUUUUGCACAUCUGGAUGCGGAUUCCCGCAUAGGGGCAGAUGUGCGGUCACCGUGUGCCUUUAAAGGCAAGGUGGCUGUAGCUCAUUUACGUUAGAAAGCAGGGGUGAGACUCCGUCCAGACACGGAAUGGCCUCUGCUGGCAUGUCUGAAGUGAGGUGCUGGCUCAUGGCUCUCAUGCCGACAGCUGUGAGCAAUAGCUCUAGAGAUUUCACCGAGGCGGUUCACGACGGAUAAAGGGAUCUGCCAGUCAUGGGUCCGUGUUUCUUAAAAAAAACUUAAGAGCCCACUUAGCAUGCAUGAGAGCCCCUAGGUUUAAUCUCUAGCACUUACAGCAACAAGCCCUCACUUACAGGAAUUUCAAUUGAAGAGCAUUUGCUAUGACCAGCCGCUCUCUUGUAGUAGAGUCGGCUAACUGAGCCAGCAGUGGGCGGCGGGCAGUGCCCUGUCAGUGACAGCCACCUUACCCAGUUAAGAAAGCUCCGUAGAAAAGCUAAAACUACAGGCAGAUUCAUUGCUCCCGGCUGCUCUCCCAGUGGCUGGUCACGCUGAGGGGGAUGACAACCCCCACCCCAAGUAUCUUCAGGGUUUCUUUACAGCCAUGCUUCUAAUAUACCCAGAGAGCCUACUUAUAAAACUCCUAUUUGCACAGCUAUUUAAAAAUUCUGUGUUCGAGGCCAGCCUGGUCUACAGAAUUCUAGGAUAGCCAAGACUACACAAAGAAACCCCAUAUCGAAAAACAAAACAAAACAAAAACAUCCGUUAGUGUUUAUUUGGGACUUGGUGACAGAUCUCAGGGUCUUUUCACCAAAUCUACCAGUAGCUGUCUAGUCUGUAACCUGCUUAUAAUGCUGUUGGAAGCUUGCAGGCCAUUGCCUUAUAGCCCAGGAUAACCCCAAAGUCAGGAUUCUCAGCUCGGCCUCCCCACUGCUGGGACUGUAGGCCUCGUGCAACCCUGCCUUUCUUUCUUUUUCCAUUAUUUUUUAAAAAUUGUUUAUGCUGGGUUCUUUUCAAAAAAAACAAAAACUCCGAACUGAAAUUGCCACCAAAAAGUGGUACUUAUAUCAUAGAUUUAAUUUAUAUUUUGCUAUAUAACUGAGUUUCGGGGAGUCUACGAUAUUACUACUGCACCUUAGAAUCUAAUUUAUGUUCACCACUGUGAGUCUCCACGUCUUCACUGUAUGCAGCCCAACCCCAUAUUCGGAGAUGAUGGGAGCUGAGUUAGCGUUGGGCAAAGAUGGGCAGUUAAAGAUACAUCAUUGUGUCUGCCAGUCAACCAGUUCUCUUCCCGAGCGCCUUCUUUUGGGCGUAUUUCCUAAUGCCAGCAACUUGGACCAAAUGGAGGUGUGCCACUGUCAUCUGCCAAGCUUGUAGCAACCCGGCUUGGAAGGUUGCCCUUGUACAGUCGGUGGGUAUGAGGAUCCAGAUGCACAGACUCCCAACAGAAUUUUGUUAUUCUUGCUGCCAACCGUGCUUAGGGAAGGACUGGGUGGCUGUCAUGGCAUCCGUCUGCCUGCGCCCUUCACCCAUGCGGGCGUUUUGAGAGCUAGAGCUUCCUUCUGCUGGUACCAGUUGAAAGCUUCAGCCAAAUGACUGUGUCUUUGAAACCCUUCCCGCCUUCAGGCAGCUCCUUAGAUGAUCCUGUCUUUUUAUUUUCUUUCCAUUCUCUAUUGCCUUACCCACCCCCAGAUGUUUCUGAGGGGUUCUGACUCCCACUGUGUGGCAGAAAGUGUCUGA
Molecule: messenger RNA, 4381 nt
Organism: Arvicola amphibius (Eurasian water vole)
Lineage: Eukaryota; Metazoa; Chordata; Mammalia; Rodentia; Cricetidae
Gene: Klhl42
Product: kelch like family member 42
Exons: 3
Coding region: 39-1520 (493 amino acids)
Molecular function (GO): protein binding
Source: RefSeq, a predicted model, not a curated record